GGUUCAGUUAGUGGUCAUACGCCACGCUAAAAACAUACGCGAACUCGAAAAUGAAUAUCAAGAUUGCCAUCAUUUUGGUGGCAGUGGCCACUCAAGUUAUAUGCUCGAAGGAGUCGAGCGAGGCGAGUGACAAUAAGUCGCAAAACGUCGAGGCGGAAUCAACGGAAAAGAAGACGGAGAAACGCGGGCUGGUUCACAGUUACGGUGACUUAGGCGGUGGCGAUCUGCAUGGUGGCGGAGGCGGUGGUGGCGGUGGCGGUGGCGGUGGAGGCUACGAUCAGCACGAGCACGUGAAGGCAGUGACGGUUGUAAAGAAAGUGCCGGUGCCGUACGAAGUAACAAAGCACGUGCCUUACCUGGUGGAGAAACACGUGCCGUACGAGGUGAAGGUCGGCGUGCCGCAGCCCUACACCGUCGAAAAGCACGUGCCCUACCCGGUGAAGGUGUUCGUCAAGGUGCCAGUACAUGUGCCGCAGCCAUAUACUGUCGAAAAGAAGGUGCCGUACGAGGUGAAGGUACCCGUGGACAAGCCCUACGAAGUCAAGGUAUACGUGCCGCAGCCCUAUACUGUGGAAAAGCACAUACCGGUGCCGGUGAAGGUGCCGGUACCGCAACCCUACACGGUCGAGAAGCACGUGCCCUUCCCGGUGAAGGUGAAGAUUCCGGUACCACAACCGUACCCGGUAGAGAAACCGGUGCCCUACGAGGUGAAGGUACCGGUGGAUAAACCGUACCCGGUCCACGUGCCAAAACCAUAUCCGGUCACUGUUGAGAAACCGUAUCCGGUGCCAGUCGAGAAGCCGGUACCGUACGAAGUGAAGGUGCCUGUUGACAAGCCGUAUCCGGUCCCGGUGCCGAAACCGUAUCCAGUGCCGAUAAAGGUGCCGGUGCCGCAACCCUAUCACGUGCACAAGCCGGUGCCAGUGCCGGUGGAGAAGCCGGUUCCGGUGCCGAUCAAGGUGCCAGUAGACAAACCGUACAUCGUCGAGAAGCAGGUGCCGGUUCCGGUCGAGAAGGAAAUACCGGUACCGGUUAAAGUUCCGGUAGCCGUUCCGGUGCACAUACCGAAGCACGAGGACUAUGGCGGCGGCGGCGGCGGUUACGGCGGUGAUUACGGCGGUGGUUACGGCGGUGGUUACGGAGGCGACGGAGGCGGUUUCGACUCUCACUCUGGCGGUGGUUACGGGGGUGGCGGUUACGAAUCGUUUCACGGCUGA
This is a messenger RNA of Formica exsecta, 1217 nucleotides long. It is a transcript of the gene Vajk4, whose product is annotated as proline-rich protein 4. The transcript is spliced from 2 exons. The coding region runs from base 51 to 1217 and encodes 388 amino acids. The record is from RefSeq and is a predicted model, not a curated record. NCBI's taxonomy places the organism in Eukaryota, Metazoa, Arthropoda, Insecta, Hymenoptera, Formicidae.